Polypterus senegalus (gray bichir) is the source of this 4080-nucleotide messenger RNA. Its product is annotated as zinc finger protein 271-like. Gene Ontology annotation, cellular component: nucleus. The record is from RefSeq and is a predicted model, not a curated record. NCBI's taxonomy places the organism in Eukaryota, Metazoa, Chordata, Cladistia, Polypteriformes, Polypteridae. Gene Ontology annotation, biological process: regulation of transcription by RNA polymerase II. Gene Ontology annotation, molecular function: RNA polymerase II cis-regulatory region sequence-specific DNA binding; DNA-binding transcription activator activity, RNA polymerase II-specific. Bases 21 to 2627 code for a protein of 868 amino acids. The transcript has 2 exons.
CCCCUGAAGGUACAGAGGUGAUGGCCCACACUGGAUUUGACGCUUUGGCCCCCUGUAGUGACAAUGCAGAUAGAAGCACAGGUUCUGGAGUCUGUAAAACUGAAGAGGUAGAUGCCGAGCAGAUUUAUGGAGAUUUUAAGGAUGAAAACACUAAGAUGGACAUUAUGAGAGGUUCAGAUGAUUGUAUGAAGCAGGAGUCCAUCAGUAUUAAGAAGGAGGAGGAGCUCAGCAUUAAAGUGGAGGUCACAGAAAUGGAGCUCUCUUCUGCCAUUAAAAUGCAGAUGUCUCCUUUGCCGUGUACAGAUGAAGAUUUAUCAGCUGACCAGGUUAAGGAAAGUCAUCUCGUGUUGAAUGUGGAGGUCGGCCAGACAUCAUCUCGGCAAGAGUGUGGGACUGGAGAGGAGUCUAUGAAUGAGGACACUUUAGGAGUUGACUUAAAAGAGAAAGCAAGUGAGGAGCAGGCUGUAGAGGAUCAGCACACCUCUGAGGAAAAUCCAAUCCAACAGAGGAGCCCCACAGGAAAAAAACUGAAUCAGUGUGCUGAAUGUGGGAAGACGUUGACCAAGGCAUCAUCGUCCCUCAAAGUGCACCAAUGCAUUCACACAGGAGACAAAACAUACGAGUGUCCCGAGUCUGGGAGGACAUUCAGGAGGUCACUGCAGCUUAAAGCUCAGGAGGGAAUUCACACCGGAGAUGAACGGCAUCUGGAUUCAGACCACGCAAUUCCUGAAGGCUCUUCUCGGGAUGCAGAAAGAACAUCUCAUUUUGGAAUCGGGCCGGAGACUGAGGUGGAACAAAAAGCUGCAGAUUUGGACUUUUCCAAAACUGUACCACCAGGUGAUGAUCAAAAUUCAAGUUACAUUAAGCAAGAAGAUAUCCCGGAUUUGACCUCUGGGGUUUCAGACAAUGGAGGGAAACAAGAAUCCACCAGCAUUAAGGAGGAGGAGUUCAUCGGUGUUAAAGAGGAGGCCUCUGAAGUGGAACUCUCUUCUACUGUUAAAAAAGAACUGCCUACUCCAGUAUCCUCAUCAGACCAGUCCUCGGACUCAAUUAUAACCGAUCAUAAAAUACACCAGAAUAUUCCAAAAGAAGAAAAGACGCACCAGUGCACUGGAUGUGGAAAGAGUUUUAUAUUGGAUCCAAGCCAUAAAUUGCAAGUGGGAAAUGAAACGGAAGAAAUGGCGUAUCAAUGUACUGAUUGCGAAAUGGCUUACAAUCAGCGUGUACAAGUGACACAUCAUCCGGAUACUCACACGUGGGACAAACCUUUCCAGUGCAAGGAAUGUGGAAAGAGUUUCCGACUGAGCGCAUUACUUAGAAUUCACGAGAGAAUUCAUACUGGAGAGAAGCCUUACCAAUGCAAUGAAUGUGGGAAGAGUUUCACACAGAGUACAAGCUUUAGUCGUCACAUGAAAAUUCACAAAGAGGAACAGUCGUGCCAGUGUGAUCUGUGUGGGAAGACUUUCAGCCAGCAAAGAUACCUCACAUAUCAUCAGAGAACUCACUCGGGAGAGAAACCGUACCAAUGUAGUGAAUGUGGCAAGAGUUUCAAACACAACGCUAGCCUUAGAAUUCACGUGAGAAUUCACACGGGGGAAGAGCCAUUCAAGUGCGAUGUGUGCGAGAAGACUUUCAGCCAUCGAAAAUAUCUCACACAUCAUCAGAGAACUCACACGGGAGAGAAUCCUCACCAAUGUAACGAAUGUGGAAAGAGCUUCUUGCUGGGUGCGGGACUGAGGAAUCACCAGAGAACUCACACUGGAGAGAAGCCGUACCAAUGUAAAGAAUGUGGGAAGAGUUUCAAACAGAAGGCAAACUGCAGAAUUCAUAUGAGAAUUCACACGGGGGAAAAACCUUACCAGUGCACUGAAUGUGGGAAGAGUUUCAUGUGGCAUGCCCACUUUCGACUUCAUUUGAGAUACCACACAGGUGAAAAGGCGUACCAGUGCAGUGAUUGUGGGAAGAGUUUCACACACAGGUCAAAUCUUAACCAGCACCGGAACAUUCACAGAGGAUUGAAACCUUACCAGUGCGGUGAAUGCGGAAAGGCUUUUACACACCGAACAAACCUUGUCCAGCACCAGGAAGGUCACACAGGAGAAAAACCUUACCAGUGUAACGAGUGUGGAAAGAGCUUCAAGAGGAGAACGAGCCUCAAAGAACACUCGACUUUUCACACGGGCCAAAAACUUAUUCGCACUGGAGAAAAACUUUUAGAAUGCAACGAGUGCGGAAAGCAUUUUGCACACCAGGAGAAUCUGACCCGUCACCGUAAAGUUCACCAACGAGGAAGGCCUUACCAGUGUAAUGAAUGUGAGAAGACUUUUAAGCAACGCGGACACCUUUUGGUUCAUCAGAGGUGUCACACUGGUGAGAAGCCUUACCAAUGUGCCGAAUGCGGAAAGAGUUUCACACAGCGUAUAAACCUUGUAAACCACCAGAGGAUUCACUCGGAUGAAAAGCCUUUCCAGUGUACCGAGUGUGAGAAGAGUUUUAAGCAAGUUUCGGGCCUCCGAGAGCACCAGAAAAUCCAUGCAAAAAAGAAACGGUACCAGUGUGAUGAAUGUGAGGAGUCAUUCAGCCGAAUUGCACACUUUAGACGCCAUCAGAAAACUCACAAGUCGUGAGGGUCGAUCCCGUCAAGGCAGAGCACAAAACAACGUAAAUGGAGACGUCCAUCUCAAACAGGAGACUAACUUGCGUGUUGAUUUCAGGAGGACCUUUAGCCAAACUACACUCAAAACAAUUAUUCUUUAGAUUAUCUCAAUUCAAUUAUGUGUCAAAUGUCCACGUAAUUGAUUUGAAUAAUUUCAAAGAAAUUAACAUUGUAAUUUAAAGAUGAUUUAAUUUAGUUAAUAUAAGGCCAUCCAUAUUUGUUACUCAAAUCCCAAAGAAUUAAACUGGAUUGAUUAUAUUUAGUGUUGUUAUUCCAAACUGUUUAAAUUGUAUCGAUCAAACUCAAAUAAAAUAUUUUAACUUAAACCAAUCACUACAUGUUAAUUCAACAUGUUUAGUUUAUGGUCAUUUUACACUUUCUAAUUAUGUGACAAAUUUCCAUCCAAUUAUAUCAUGUCUUUCCAACUAAAUAAAAUUAAUUAACACACACACACACAAGAAUAACUCAAUUAUAUAAAGUAUCCAUCCAUCCAUCCAUCCAUCCAGACUCACCGACCCAACUCAUCUAUCAGUUUUCAUUUAAUUUGAAAAAUUAAAGUGCCACGAGCUUAUCAGCUGCUUAUUUGCUGUUUUCUUCCACUUUAUCAAAAAUAUGUAAAUAAAAAUAUAUAAAAUAAAAGAUUUAGGGGCUAAGACUGAAAGACCACUCAAUUACAUAUUCAGAAUAAACAGUUCUACUGUACAUUUAGUUUCAUUGAACAGCGUAUUUUUACUAUUAGUCUGAUGAACAAUGCUUGAAAACAUAAAAGAAUUCCUAAAUAUGUCCUUAAACAGAUGUCAAUAUUUUUUUUGCAUAAAUCGCUACUUAUCAUGUCUCAAUAACAGAACUUUACUUAUGGUUUAGUUUUGGAAUAACUUCUGCAAUUCUGUUAUAAAGUGUAAAUAAUGUAAAAACAGACAGAGGCUAACAUUUUGAUUGUUUAAGGUGCAGUGAAUACAAGUUUAGUACAAUCUUUAAAUAAUCUCAAUGAAUAUUUGAUUUUCAAUAUGUUAACAUUUGUUUACACAAAGUACAAUUACAAAUUCUUACAAGCAUUUUAAGCUUUCAGUAUGUCUAAUAAGCAGGCCAGUAAAAUAAACAUUUUUUCUUGAGUCCUUAAAGGAGGUGAGGACUUGAGCUAAAGCACCGAAUCUUAUUGAAGUGCUUGGACUCUCAAAGUCUUAAAAGAGAACUUUAAUAUUGUGGGCUUCACUUUAGAAACUUGGUGUCCAGUUUCACCAAGGAGAAAAUACUUAAGGAUUACACCAAAAAAUCGAAACUGAACAGGAGGUGACUUUUACCAAUGUACUGUAUGUAAAAAGGUGGGUGGUGCUGGUACCUUUAGCACAAAUAUGGGCCGGGACCUCCAAAGGAUGCAUUGUGGUACUAAAUGAAUCUGAAAUAAAGGGUAUUUCUUUCCCUCA